AUGACUUAUUUUGAGAGUACCACACAAAUGUGUCUUCGAAUAAUGGUUGGUGAUCCAUGCACUGAUGACUUAUCGACACAAUCCGCUGCACAUUCUCUACCGUUGUCGACCAUUCUUUACGCUACGAUCCCUCCGCAGAUGUUCUGCAACGCCGUGUUGAAGCUUACAUCGUUUCUGAUGCAAGCACUUGGACAGUAUUCGUUUUCACUGGAAUUCUUGUGUAGUGUGGAGGGUAUUGGUCCUACGGCCGAACGACUUGAAGCACUUUUGUGCCAUUUUCUAAUUCCACUCUUCCUACGUGCUGCCACUGCAGCGAAAGAUGCACCUCAAAUUCAGUCUCGAGAUUUGGCGUUCUGUUUGAAUUUGAUGCAAAACGCCAUCAAUCCUCCACUGGCAAAACAAAGUCUUGCUCCGGUAACAAGCACCAACUUGGCCACUCAAAUUAUACGUGCUUCCACAACGCAUGCAUCAGAUACUGCUGCAAGACAAGGCUCCGUCUCUGUGACGGAUCGUGGCCAUUCAGCUACGGUCUCAACACAUCGUAUUGUUCGUGAGACUGUUUGUCAAGCUGUUAUACUAGCACUGAAAGUAAUGAUGGUCGCCUUUCACAAGCAAAUGACCUCCCACUGGUCGAAGGUAACCAAAAUUGUUCGCGAAUUGGUCGGUAAAAAGAUCGGAGGCUCAGCGCUGUACUCGUUUACCGAAUUCGUUGUCAAUAUCAAUUUGCCCAUAUCACUGGUCAUUUUACCCAUUUUACAUACUAAGGUGAAUCAGAAGCCAGCCUCAGAGCAAGAGGCCCAAUGGCAGAAUGAUUUCAAGCAACGUCUGCAUCGUUUGGGUGGCACGUCAGCUUCGGAAUUCCGAAGCUAUAGCGCCAUUCUGAACGAAUUAUCACUGGAGUUACAAUCAAUGCGCGAGGAUUUUUCAACGAGACCGAUUGAAAUGCAACGCUCACAUACACCAACAGUGGAAUUGCACAGUGAAACGGGUAGCACGCAAAGUAGUGCCACACAUCGUUUAUCGUACACGAGGUCAACGACUGCCGAGUCGACGAGACGUUUGUCCACUCAUGCUCUCAACAAGAUCUCACGGAUGACACCGUCAACAUUUCAUAAACCUUCUAGUGGCGAAGCACUGGUCGAGGGAACAAUUCAAGAGGAUACCGAGGAUGAAGGUUCAGAAAUGAUGCCAAUACGCGUUGUCAAAAGUCCAUCACUUCCCAUCAAUAAACGUGAUCUCAUUCUCUAUCGAUUCGGAAUGUGGCGAUCGAUGCGUCGUAAGUCGAGACAUGUGACAUCUGAAGGUGAUUUACCGUUGGGUGACCGACGUUCCAGCGUAGAGCUUCAUGAGCUGCCCUUCUCACACCAUAGACGGACACGUUCGUGCACGAGAAGGUAUCCGAAACUCGAAGAAGCUCUC
Molecule: messenger RNA, 1419 nt
Organism: Anisakis simplex (herring worm)
Lineage: Eukaryota; Metazoa; Nematoda; Chromadorea; Rhabditida; Anisakidae
Source: the annotation of a GenBank genome assembly